Messenger RNA from Lathyrus sativus (Indian pea), 1494 nucleotides. Lineage: Eukaryota; Viridiplantae; Streptophyta; Magnoliopsida; Fabales; Fabaceae. The record is from the annotation of a GenBank genome assembly.
AUGGGAUUUAGAUUCACCAAUCUGAAUCCCAUUUACAGAACAUGCAUCACACGGCUUUCCUCUUCCAAAUUCCUCAUUCCGGCGCCUGAGCCUCUUAAUUUCUCUCAAUCCGAUUCUUCCUUCGUUUCCUCCCAUAAUCCAGCGUUCAAAAUCCCUAGGAGGUGGCAUUUCGGUCAUUCUCAUCAUGAUCAGGAUCGUCAACUUCCUCAGCAGCUCAACGACGGGGAGAAUAUUUUCCGCCUUGGUCUUGCCGCCGACGUUGCUUUAGCCACCGGAAAAGCGAUUACCGGUUACCUUUCUGGUAGCACUGCGAUUAUCGCCGAUGCUGCUCAUUCCGUAUCCGACGUGGUUCUCAGUGGCAUAGCUUUGGUGUCUUUUAAACUUGCCAAGGCUCCGAGAGAUAAAGAACACCCAUAUGGACAUGGUAAAUUUGAGACUCUAGGAGCUCUAGGAAUCUCUUGUAUGCUUUUGGCCACUGGGGGUGGCAUUGCGUGGCACGCUGUUGAUAUUUUGACGGGAUUAUUCUCAGCUGCCCCUGAAAUGAUUAGCCAAGCAAUGGCACAUGAGCAUGUGCAUAGCCACGGAAAAGACGGGCAUCACCAUGGAAUAGACAUGGAUCAUCCUAUACUUGCCUUGAAUAUGACUCUUGUGUCAAUAGGUGUUAAAGAAGGGCUUUUCUGGAUAACAAAACAAGCUGGUGAAAGGCAAGGCAGUGGAUUGAUGAAAGCAAAUGCAUGGCAUCAUCGUGCAGAUGCAAUUUCAUCGGUAGUUGCUCUUGUUGGAGUUGGAGGUUCUAUUCUUGGAGUGAAGUUUUUAGAUCCCCUUGCUGGACUUUUUGUCUCGGUCAUGAUUUUAAAAGCAGGUGCUGAAACUGGUUACCAAAGUAUCUUGGAGCUGGUGGAUGCUGCAAUCCCGGCACACCAUUUGGAUCCCAUUAAACAAACAAUACUGCAAGUCGAAGGUGUCAAGGGAUGCCAUCGUUUAAGAGGAAGGAGAGCUGGUUCUACUCUGUAUCUUGAUGUAAAUAUUGAGGUUGAUCCCUUUUCCAGUGUUAGUUCUGCACAUGACAUUGGUGAAAAUGUCCGACAGCAAACUCACAAGUUUCACCCUACUGUGACUGAAAUGUUUAUACACAUAGAUCCUGCUAUGUCACAUGCAUCUCCUAGCACAACCGAUCAGCAAGAUAGUUGGAGUGGAGACAUGGACCAGAACAGUAUUGCUCCUGCUGGAGACAGUAAUAUUGAAGGAAUAGUUUCUGAUAUUAUCUCAGCUAACUUUCCGCAGAUGUCAGUCGAGCGCAUAACACGCCACAUGUUUCAAAGCAAGAUUGUUCUUCAAAUUGAAGUUUCCAUGCCUCCUGAUAUCCCAAUCCGAAAUGCAAUGGAAAUGGCAGAGAAAGCUGAAAGAGAGAUUCUGAAGGCAACUUCGAAUAUAAUUCAUGUUGGCAUCCAACUUCGUUUGGGACGACCAUUUCCACAUAUCAGUCAGUCAUGA